AUGUCGUAUAACAAAGCUCAAGAUAAUUAUAAUCCACCCACUGGUGCGCCUCCCAACUGGUCUGAGAGUCAGGGUGGAGGUUAUGCUCCACAAUCCCAACCUUCGUAUCAACCGCAAGAUCAAGAUCGUGGAGUUUUCGGAGGUGGCCAGGGUGGUUACCCUCAACAAGGUUAUGGUGGUCAACCAGGUUACGGUGGUGGCUACGGUGGUCAACCAGGUUAUGGUGGUGGUGGUUAUGGCCAGCAGGGAUACUACCAGCAACAACAACCAAUGUAUGUUCAACAACAAGGUGGUGGUGGUGCCGGUGCCUCCACCUGUUUAACUGCUUGUUUAGGUGCACUUUGUGUUUGUUGUACUUUAGAUAUGCUUUUUUAA
Molecule: messenger RNA, 375 nt
Organism: Hyphopichia burtonii NRRL Y-1933
Lineage: Eukaryota; Fungi; Ascomycota; Pichiomycetes; Serinales; Debaryomycetaceae
Exons: 1
Coding region: 1-375 (124 amino acids)
Source: RefSeq, a predicted model, not a curated record